Botrytis cinerea B05.10 is the source of this 1259-nucleotide messenger RNA. RefSeq lists its product as hypothetical. The record is from RefSeq and is a predicted model, not a curated record. The coding region runs from base 321 to 1130 and encodes 269 amino acids. Lineage: Eukaryota; Fungi; Ascomycota; Leotiomycetes; Helotiales; Sclerotiniaceae. The transcript has a single exon.
GAGGCUAAGCUCAAAUUCAUCAUUUCACAUAUCUAGUACCCAAUGACUGUGAUUGACGAUGCAUUAGAGCAAGAGUUUCGUUCUAGCUCGACACGAUAAGCGAUCCAUUAGCUCCUGAUAUCAGAACCCUUUCAACUUAGCUCCAUCGUUGUCUCAAGCUAGUUCGAACAUUCAUUUGAACUAGUAAAACCAUAAUGAAUUCCCCCAAGAAUCUUGAAAUCAAACGUUCCAUCAUCCUAAAAAUCAUCAAUUCGAAGAAAGUAUUCAUUCAAAGCAGCCAACACUGAUUCAAAAAAGGGCAAUAUCAACAAACAACAACCAUGGCCGAUCCGAACCGUCUCCACAAGAUGUUCAUCAGCGAUGGCGACGACAUGUGUAGAACCUGCAGCUACAUGCUACUAACUACCUACGGCCUAUUCGGACUCAUCACGCGCGGAUUUGAUCAUGGAUGGAUCCAUUAUCCUCAAGAACCCAUGUCAUCAUCCGAAGAUGUCACAUCUCCUUCUGACACACCUUCCACUCCCAAAAGCCCAUAUGACCUUAAACUCGUGGGCUGGGGAUGUCACUUUUGCGCCCUGGUUCUCAGUGAUCCAAAAGCGAGCCAAAAAGGCUCACAAGUUACUCACCCCUCAGUCGCUCACAAAUACGUCAUUGAGAAACACCACGAGUUCCGACAUAUCGGCUUUCGCGCAAUCAUUGUCAACGACACGGGCGAAGAGGUCGAAAAUCCGUUUAGAUAUCGCAAGUUCUCGUUAACGGGCAAGAGCUCAGAUCUUCUACAGAUGACGGAGGUGGUGGAAUAUUUUCACAAGAAUCAUCUUCACGUGGGAGGCGUCGCCGUUGAGAGGGGAAGUGAGGUAUCUCACACGGUCGAAUGGCAUAUUCAGAUGGGUUCUCUGUAUCCGGGCGUAAGCGCAGAGUACCCAUGGUACCGAUUCACUGGUGUUUUUGAUUUGUCCAGAACAGGAGGGUUAAGACGGAAGGGAACAGGAGGGGUGUUGAAUCCCAGGAAAAAACUCCCUCCGAGUAAUCUCCGCAUUUGUGACAAAGAUACUCCUGCAGACGUCGAACUAUGCAAUAUCAAAAUGCUAAGUACGAAACUACAAUGUCUUAUGCUACAAGAGGAAUGAAUGGCAUGAUUUUCUUGGCCGGCGUUUGGGAGUUUCUGGAAGCAUGGAUACCCACUUACUUGGUAGCCGAAAUAUUGGAUUUUCUGAAAUGUAUUAGCAAUCUGGGAAAGGAUGAGGAUUAGCCUGGCA